Megalops cyprinoides (Indo-Pacific tarpon) is the source of this 1255-nucleotide messenger RNA. RefSeq lists its product as uncharacterized. The coding region runs from base 144 to 974 and encodes 276 amino acids. Lineage: Eukaryota; Metazoa; Chordata; Actinopteri; Elopiformes; Megalopidae. The record is from RefSeq and is a predicted model, not a curated record. The transcript is spliced from 4 exons.
GGUAACUACUUCCGCUUAUUUUCUUAAAUCUCUUUAUGAACUCUCUUUACAGAUUCUAGCAAAAGAGGGUUUCACCAAAAGCUUGUGAAUUUAUUUUCAGUGAGCGUUAGCUAGCGAAGUUAGCACGCUAGCUCGCGAAAUCGAUGGCUCAAAACAAUGGAAAUAGUUCCCAUUGGUCAAUACAGCGACGUGUGGAGGGUUUGGUGAACAAACACAUGGCAGACAUGGCACUAGAAACGCUACAACAGAGGCUUAAUGCUGUAUCAGAAGAAAUUACCCACCUGGCAGAAGAUGCCGCAACUAGACGUGCGGAUGAUGUCCCAAGACGUGCAGAAGACAUCCCAAGACGCGCAGAUGUUAAUUUUGAGGCGGAAUCACAGUCAGAGCUACACCAUACCGGAGGUGCUGGAGAAAAGUUCAUGCCAGCAGCUUCAUCUUCAGAGACGGCGGCGCAGAGGAAAAUCAUCUCGCUUUUGAUUGAGAUUAAGGAGGAGCAGCAGAAGCAGUGGGCAGUGUUGAAGGAGCUGCAGGCCAGGAUGCAGGGACCGGUGUGUGACGACGAGGUGGAGUCACUCGACAUCGAUCUGCCACUGAGGUCCAUGGAGCAGCUGGACGAAACCGAGAGGCAUUUGGAGGACGCAGGAGCGCAGAAGAAGAUGGUGUCCCACUUAUCGCGAAUGGGGGGUGCCACUGUGGAUGAUGCCGUGCGGCGGCUGAUGCAGGCUGUGCUCUCGUUCGGAGUCGGUUCCGAGCUGAACUGGGUUGGCCGAGGGCAAAAAAGAAGUUUCAGAAACACCAGACUCCAGGGAGUACUUUUCCGAGCUCUGAAGAGGACUCCGGUCGGGAAAGAGGCCACACACCACCAGUUUGCAGAUGUAGUAAAGAAAUGGCUGCGAUUCGCCCCGUUCAGGCAGGGAGGAAGUGGUCGCAGACAGCAUUACAAGCCCUCUGUUGAAUACAUGUGCUCAGAGUAAGUCACAUGACAGUGUUGCCAAGGGAGACCACAACAGUUUGGAUUGUAACUGCUUUAAUGCUCGUUUGUUUAAUCACUCUGUCUGAAUUUCAUCAUUUAUGAACGUAAGUAUAACAAAAAAAUAAUAACAACAAUCACAUAGUGUGUUAAAUUGCAUCACUUAAAAAAAAACAGUAUAAAAUUGUGAAAGAAUGCUUUUUAAACACAAAUAUUUCAUCCGUUUGCUCCCACUUCUGUAACUCCGCGCUGUUGCUCAUUAAAGUUUUCCCCUUCAAAUGCAAA